This is a messenger RNA of Zasmidium cellare ATCC 36951, 324 nucleotides long. RefSeq lists its product as uncharacterized. NCBI's taxonomy places the organism in Eukaryota, Fungi, Ascomycota, Dothideomycetes, Mycosphaerellales, Mycosphaerellaceae. The transcript has a single exon. Bases 1 to 324 code for a protein of 107 amino acids. The record is from RefSeq and is a predicted model, not a curated record.
AUGCCUCCUCCAUCAGACGCAGACGCAGACGCAGAAGCAGACCCAUCGUCCCACAGCAUCCUGAAACACCGCCUAGAAGACUUCUUGCAGAAACGGCAGCCGCCUAAGACGUUCUGCCCGUCCGAGGUCGCAAGGGCGCUGACCGCCAGCGAACUGUCAGAUCUCGGUUUCGACACCUGGCGGGACGCCAUGCCGGCUGUCCGUCAGCUCGCGUGGGAGCUGCGGGCGCAGGGUGAGUGCGAGGUGCUGCAGAAGGGCGAAUGCGUUGGUGAGGAUGUGGAGUUGGAAGAUAUUAGGGGUCCGGUGAGGAUUCGGAGGAUGUGA